UAUCCACCUACCUCAUACUCGUAUGUUUAUCAUAUCCCGUACCAGGGUCGUAGACUUCUGCACAGGCCACUUCUUUCUCCCAUUUAUCCCCGGGCGGAGAACCCUCGAACCUCGCCUGGCACCGAGUUUGCUCCGCUCCGUAGAUAAAUGCUCUGGCAUUGAGAUCUUGUUACGAGUACGCAAUCAUCAUUGCACAAGUAAACCUGUGCUCGACUUGAGGUUUGAGAAGGCUAUGAUAUAAAAUGUUUAAGUGCCACAAAGAAUAACUACAAUCUUCUAUUAUCAUCGUCACCAAUUCCAACUUUAUCGUCUUCAAGAGAACUACAAGGUACAUAUAUCAUUACCACCAGCGGAUUGCAUAAAGGAAUUCGGCUACACAAGAAUACUUCCUUUUGUAUUUCAAGAAGUCCGAAACACCACCAAUUCACCAUGGCUACCACAAUGAAUCCUUUAUCUACCCUCGCAAACGGUCAGCCAAGCGGAGACCCAGGUUCCGCUCAGGAACUUCGUUACGGCAAUACCAAUGGAGGGCUGGUCGCUUUGAGCGACGUGCAACUUGUAGAAGUCUUAGCACAUUUUGCACGCGAACGCAUUCCCGAACGGACUGUGCAUGCCAAAGCAGCCGGCGCUUUUGGAGAAUUCGAAGUGCUUGCAGAUAUCUCCGACUUGACUGAUGCGGAUUUCCUGACCGGUGUCGGGAAAAAGACCAAGCUCUUAACUCGAAUCUCGACUGUCGGCGGCGAGAAAGGUUCGAGCGAUACGGUUCGAGAUGUUCGUGGCUGGGCUACCAAGUUUUACACCGCGGAAGGCGUGCAUGACUUCGUCUUCAAUGACUUGCCAGUGUUCUUCAUUCGUGACCCAAUCAAAUUCCCCUCGAUGAACAGAAGUCACAAGAAGAAUCCUCGCACGAACACAGCUGAUGCUGCCAUGUUUUGGGAUUACCAUGUCAACAAUCCAGAAGGUAUCCAUGCUCUGAUGCACCUCUUCGGUCAGCGUGGUAUUCCAGCCUCCUUGAGAAACAUCAAUGGCUUUAGUGUGCAUACCUACAGUCUGAACCGAGCUGAUGGAAGUUAUGUCUACGUAAAAUGGCAUUAUAGGCCGGACGAGGGUAUCAAGACCAUGGACGGAGAUACGGCUCUCCGAUUAGCUGGGACGGAUCCAGACUAUCUUACCAAAGAUCUCUUCAACGCUAUUGAAAAGGGAGAUUUCCCGACAUGGUCAGUUUACAUCCAGGUAAUCAAGCCUGAGGAAGUUGAGAAUGCACCGGUCGACAUCUUCGACGAUACCUACACGUGGCCUUUCGAUAAGUAUCCCUUGCGUUUAGUUGGUCGCAUUACCCUAAACAAAAAUCCCGAUAAUUACUUCCAAGACAUCGAGCAAGCAUGCUUCUCCCCUUCAAAUAUGGUGCCUGGUAUAGGACCAUCUGCCGAUCCAGUCCUUCAAGCGAGAAUGUUCAGCUACCCUGACGCACAACGAUAUCGGGUUGGUCCCAACUACUUCCAACUUCCCCCAAACCGGCCUCACAAUGCUGUAUAUGCCCCCUACGUCCGCGACGGCCCUUCCACAAUGAAUGGCAAUUAUGGAGGAGACCCUGACUACAUCCGGUCCGAGCUGCGUCCCGUCAGACUCAGCAACCGCAGCCAGACUCCAAUGCCAGGGAAAUUGUCUGGACAUACGACAGCCUUUUCAACGUCUGUAACAGACAAGGACUUUGUUCAAGCUCGAGAAUUGUGGGAGAUCAUCUGCAAUGAACCAAAUGGCAAGAAGCAGUUCUUGCACAGUAUAAUUCCAACGAUCAAAGACUUACCGUCAACACUUCAGAAGCGAGUUAUCGAUUAUCUCGGCCGGGUCGAUCAAGGGUUGAAGGAAGCACUUCAGCAAGGCGUUUCAAGUCAGUAAAAGGCUUUCCAAGACUUGCUGGAGAAAUGGAAAAAAAGAAAAGACAUAAAAAAGCAUAUAUAUUCAAUGCUGGUUCUUGUAUUGGCACCGAAUCAACAAAUUGGUCCAUUGGAAUUUGCCUUUCUUGUCUGUAUUCACUUUAAUAAUCAAAUCCUUUAAUCUCAAUAAUCGGAC
Messenger RNA from Aaosphaeria arxii CBS 175.79, 2073 nucleotides. RefSeq names its product catalase-domain-containing protein. Gene Ontology annotation, biological process: response to hydrogen peroxide; hydrogen peroxide catabolic process. Gene Ontology annotation, cellular component: peroxisome; cytoplasm; mitochondrion. Lineage: Eukaryota; Fungi; Ascomycota; Dothideomycetes; Pleosporales. The transcript has 8 exons. The coding region runs from base 430 to 1899 and encodes 489 amino acids. Gene Ontology annotation, molecular function: catalase activity; heme binding. The record is from RefSeq and is a predicted model, not a curated record.